Messenger RNA from Vespula pensylvanica (western yellowjacket), 2319 nucleotides. It is a transcript of the gene nAChRalpha6, whose product is annotated as acetylcholine receptor subunit alpha-type acr-16. Gene Ontology annotation, molecular function: acetylcholine-gated monoatomic cation-selective channel activity; transmembrane signaling receptor activity. The transcript is spliced from 15 exons. Lineage: Eukaryota; Metazoa; Arthropoda; Insecta; Hymenoptera; Vespidae. Gene Ontology annotation, biological process: signal transduction; regulation of membrane potential; nervous system process. The record is from RefSeq and is a predicted model, not a curated record. Bases 433 to 2097 code for a protein of 554 amino acids. Gene Ontology annotation, cellular component: postsynaptic membrane; synapse; neuron projection.
GAAGAGGAAGAAGAGGAGGAAGAGGGAGGAGGAGGAGGUGGAGGGGGGGUAGAAGAAGGUGGUGGGUGGUGGAGGUGGUGGUGGUGCGGAAGGACGAGGCUUGGGUUCCCUCGAUCGCGCGAUAGCCCAUCGUCGAAUAAUCUGAAAGAGGACGCUCGGUUAUGACGGCGAAAUCGGGAGGUUCUCGCACACUCGGUUACUCGGUUAGUCGCGAAUUUUAGUCGUGGAAGGACUACCGCGUCGAGAGCUACGUAUCACGAUCACGAUAGAUCAUGAGAAUUAUAUUUGUAUUCGUAUCAGUCGCGCGACUUAGGAUCGUCGUACCUACCCUUGGAAAUCUUUCGGAAAGCUUCGAAUUUAACGCAGAAGAUUUAGGAAAUUAAAGGAACAACGUUUAAAGUGGAACGUCCUUCAACGUGUGUGUGUAUAUAUAUGUGGACCGGUAGAAGAAUAAAGCUGAGCGUCAUGGCGCACAAAACUACUACGGGUUGCCUGCCACCGAUAGAAAUUUGGAUGGUCAGGACUUGUCUGCCGAUUGUACUCCUGCUUAUCGUCGUAUCUCAGGAGAGCCUCGGUGGACAACACGAGAAACGAUUAUUAAAUAACUUGUUGUUGAAUUACAACACUUUGGAACGGCCAGUAGCCAACGAGAGCGAACCAUUGGAAGUUAAAUUUGGGAUAACGUUGCAACAAAUUAUCGACGUGGAUGAAAAGAAUCAGAUACUAACGACGAACGCAUGGUUAAAACUGUCUUGGAACGACUAUAAUCUACAGUGGAAUCAAUCGGACUAUGGCGGAGUUAAAGAUGUCCAUAUAACGCCGAACAAGGUUUGGAGACCGGAUAUCCUCAUGUACAAUAGCGCGGAUGAGGGUUUCGACGGGACGUUUCAAACAAACGUGGUGGUCGCGCAUAACGGCAGUUGCCUGUACGUCCCACCGGGCAUCUUCAAGAGCACAUGCAAGAUAGACAUCACUUGGUUCCCCUUUGACGACCAACACUGUGACAUGAAGUUCGGAUCCUGGACCUACGACGGCAGCCAGCUCGAUCUGGUCCUCGAGUCAGAGAAGGGAGGUGACUUGUCCGAUUUCAUCAUGAACGGGGAAUGGUACCUCAUCGGUAUGCCUGGACGAAAAAAUACGAUAGUAUAUAAGUGCUGUCCGGAGCCGUACGUCGACGUGACCUUCACGAUACAGAUACGCAGGCGAACGCUAUACUAUUUUUUCAACCUGAUCGUGCCCUGCGUCCUGAUAUCGAGUAUGGCCCUAUUGGGUUUCACAUUGCCGCCCGAUUCCGGAGAGAAGCUCACCUUAGGAGUGACCAUUCUGCUGUCGCUGACAGUUUUCCUGAACCUCGUGGCAGAAAGCAUGCCGACGACCUCGGACGCUGUCCCUUUAAUAGGAGUGACCAUCUUGCUAUCGCUGACGGUGUUCCUGAAUCUCGUUGCCGAGACCCUACCCCAGGUCUCCGACGCUAUACCCCUGUUAGGGUCGUACUUCAAUUGCAUCAUGUUCAUGGUGGCGAGCAGCGUCGUCUUGACCGUUAUGGUGCUAAAUUAUCAUCACAGAACGCCCGACAGAUACGUCAUGCCUACUUGGAUCAAAAAGGUGUUCCUACAGUGGCUGCCAUUCAUACUAUGCAUGAGCCGUCCUGGCAAGAAGAUCACGAAGAAGAGUCUCCUUAUGGGCAAUCGGAUGAAAGAACUCGAAUUGCAGGAAAGGAGCAGUAAGAGCUUGCUAGCGAACGUCUUAGAUAUCGACGACGAUUUUCGUCAUGGAAACAGUGCUGCCAAUCCAGCUUCCGGUUACAUAAGCAGGUCGGCGUACGGCACGCCAUUAUCCGGACGGCCGGCGACGGUCGAAGAAACGUCGGCGUCUUUACCACUAGGUGGUAUGCAGAGAGAACUUCACACGAUUCUCAAAGAAUUACAGUUUAUCACGAGUCGUAUGAGAAAGGCCGACGAAAACGACGAAGUGAUUAACGAUUGGAAAUUUGCUGCCAUGGUGGUCGACAGGCUCUGCCUGAUCAUCUUCACGUUAUUCACGGUGCUGGCCACGGUCGUAAUACUGUCUAGUGCGCCACACAUAAUCGUCCACUAAUAGACUGCCCCGGUCGAGACACCGAAGAUAAUGCACAAAAACGUCGCUGAAAUAGCGCCUCCUCGAAUUUGAAGCAACGUUCGCGCGCGUGAUUUGCGGGACCGACACUCUACUACUACUACUACUACUACUACUACACUACAACUACUACUACUACUAACUACUACUAUUACUACUACUACUGCUACUACUACUACACUACUACUACUACUACUAUUACUA